Orbicella faveolata is the source of this 1113-nucleotide messenger RNA. Its product is annotated as mitochondrial import inner membrane translocase subunit Tim10-like. Gene Ontology annotation, biological process: protein insertion into mitochondrial inner membrane. Gene Ontology annotation, cellular component: mitochondrial inner membrane. The record is from RefSeq and is a predicted model, not a curated record. Lineage: Eukaryota; Metazoa; Cnidaria; Anthozoa; Scleractinia; Merulinidae.
GAACCAGUUCCAAAAUGGCGGAAGAAUCUCCAGCUCUUUGGUGAUCACGUGUAAGAGAGUGUUAGAGUACAAACAACAUUUUAGUCAGAGAUCUUUGUUAGUUAGCAGACCAUGGAUCCGGCAAAAGCACAGAUGGUUGCAGAACUCGAAAUUGAAAUGAUGACAGACUUGUACAACCGAUUAACAGUUGCAUGUCAAAAGAAGUGUAUAUCACCCAAGUACAAAGAAGGUGAUCUAACCAAAGGAGAAUCAGUUUGCUUGGAUCGCUGUGUUGCAAAAUAUUUGGAGAUUCACGACAGGAUUGGCAAGAAACUGACUUCUAUGUCCAUGCAGGAUGAAAAACUAAUGACUCAGCUUCAAGGACAGCAGGCAGGGCAAGCAGGGAAUUGACUUGUGAUUAAAUGAGGUCAAAAUAUCGUUAAAUGCUAAUAGGAAAGAAGCACGCUUGAAAUCACUUCUUGUCAAAGAUCUUUGGACUUGAGGACACUGCUGACACAAUCUUUCAAGUUGUCUUUUUUUUAUACACUUCUGGCAGAGGUCUGCGUAAUUAUCCAGUGCAAAAUUCUUCAGAAUGCUUGGAAAUGUGGUGAUUAUGUUGUGUAACUUCUGCCUUCAGUUUUAUAAAAGAAAAUAGAAAACUACCAUUUUCGUGAUCGUGUGUGAUUUCGUUCCAAUUUAGCCAACAAUAUUCCCUGUUGGGAUAUUUUGGACAGAUGUUUGUUGAAUUCAAAAUUAGCUCGAUUACCACUCUCUGUCCAGGAAAGGAGCCUGUGCUAGUAGACUGGGCUCAAGAGACCGCCGGAUAUCGAGCCUGAAAACAGAAAUAAGAGUGUUUCUUUUAUUAUUAUUUCUUCAAGUGUACUUUGACAGCUAAAAAUAGUGGCGUUUCAUGAUGAACACCCUUUAUUUGAAUCUUUCCCAUCUUUCCCAAAAAAGCUGCUGUCUCUAAAAUGAGUGCUGCUUGACAAGUUUGUACUCUUUUUCAGUGAUCUUUGAGGUUCUGUGCAUAUAACUCUGUGAUAUGACCAGCGUGCCCACCGCCUCCAAAUUUUUUGCUUCUGGAGAUGCGUAUAAGCGUUCGAUAUAAAAGAUUCGUCUGAAGAAGACAAUCCA